Equus quagga is the source of this 2037-nucleotide messenger RNA. RefSeq names its product DnaJ heat shock protein family (Hsp40) member B1 (gene DNAJB1). NCBI's taxonomy places the organism in Eukaryota, Metazoa, Chordata, Mammalia, Perissodactyla, Equidae. Gene Ontology annotation, cellular component: cytosol. Gene Ontology annotation, molecular function: Hsp70 protein binding; transcription corepressor activity. The transcript has 3 exons. The coding region runs from base 24 to 1049 and encodes 341 amino acids. The record is from RefSeq and is a predicted model, not a curated record.
CGGCGGAGCGGCGGCCGCGGGCCAUGGGCAAGGAUUACUAUCAGACGCUGGGCCUGGCCCGCGGCGCGUCGGACGAGGAGAUCAAGCGGGCCUACCGCCGUCAGGCGCUGCGCUACCACCCCGACAAGAACAAGGAACCGGGCGCCGAGGAGCGCUUCAAGGAGGUGGCCGAGGCCUACGACGUGCUCAGUGACCCGCGCAAGCGCGACAUUUUCGACCGCUUCGGCGAGGAGGGCCUGAAGGGCGGCGGCCCCAGCGGCGGGGGCGGCGGCGGCGCGAACGGCGCGUCCUUCAGCUACACGUUCCAUGGGGACCCGCACGCCAUGUUCGCCGAGUUCUUUGGCGGCCGAAACCCGUUCGACACGUUCUUCGGGCAGCGCAACGGCGAGGAGGGCAUGGACGUGGACGACCCGCUCUUCCCCGGCUUCCCCAUGGGCGUAGGCGGCUUCCCCACCGUGAACUUCGGCCGCCCCCGGCCCGCCCCGGAGCCCGCGCGCAGGAAGCAGGACCCGCCGGUCACGCACGACCUGCGCGUGUCGCUGGAGGAGAUCUACAGCGGCUGCACCAAGAAGAUGAAAAUCUCGCACAAGCGGCUCGGCCCCGACGGCAAGAGCGUGCGCAACGAGGACAAGAUCCUCACCAUCGAGGUGAAGCGCGGCUGGAAGGAGGGCACCAAGAUCACCUUCCCCAAGGAGGGCGACCAGACCUCCAGCAACAUUCCUGCCGACAUUGUCUUCGUGCUCAAGGACAAGCCACACAAUGUUUUCAAGAGGGACGGCUCUGACGUCAUCUACCCGGCUCGGAUCUCUCUCCGGGAGGCUCUUUGCGGCUGCACCGUGAAUGUGCCCACCCUGGACGGCAGGACCAUCCCGGUCGUGUUCAAAGACGUCAUCCGGCCCGGCAUGCGACGUAAGGUCCCCGGAGAAGGCCUCCCGCUGCCCAAGACGCCCGACAAACGCGGAGACCUCGUCAUCGAGUUCGAGGUGGUGUUCCCCGAGAGAAUCCCGCAGACGUCGAGAACCGUGCUGGAGCAGGUGCUGCCGGUCUAGCCCCAGGUCCCGGCGCGGAGCUCAUGGAUUUGCGGACGGUGGCCCCGUGUGAGGGCGGGAGGGCCCGGGGAGGGCUCCCGCGCUGCUGAAUGUUCCCACAGAAUAUAUUACAAUCUUUCAAAGUCGAGCGCCAGACUUAAGUGGUUCUUCCAGCUGUAGGGCAGCCGGUGGUGGGGAUGACAGUGAAGACCCUGCAGUCUGUCCCGCCGGGUCCUGAGCCGCCUCCUCCAGGCUCUCCCAGGGGCCAGAGGCAGACCGGCCGCUGGACUCGAUCCCUCUGCGGUCCUUUGCUUGCGGCCCUCCGGGGGCGUCCACCUGCCGUCUCUGUCACCAGACCCGCCCGCUCCUCGGCUUCUGCGGUGGGAUCGGUGCGUUUGGUUCUGUUUGUUCCCCCGUCUUGUUCGUGCACUGAAGAAUGUCGUCUCCUGUUUUGUCGUCUCGAGUUGGGAAACCUCGAGUGUGCGCAGAGCUGCCUGCCCGGCGCCGCCCGCGAGCAAUACCUCCAUCCCUGCCGGCCCCAGGCUGGGUGCGCUCAGGGUCCCGCCCUUCUCCUGGCGAUGAGGCGGUGAGGCAUGCCCGGGGCUCAGCAGUGGCCCCGGGACUUUGUCUAGUGGACUUUGGACUCAUUCAGAGGGAUCUGAUCCUUUUGAAUUUGGCACAGCUCUAAAUAUCCCUUUUGAUAAAAGGGUCUUUGCUCCUGAUUACAGGAGCACCGUAGAACGUCUGUAAAUAUGUUUUUAUAAUUCUGUGUAAAAUUGGUGUGCACUUAAGAGAAACCAGUCCCGGUAGCUGCUUCUUGCAUGGAGCCGUGAUGGAGUCCGGAAGGAACGGGGGAGGGGGGGGGGUGGGAGCGCGCCUGUGCCCUGCAGGCUAGUCUGGUGCUCAGACCUUGAGAUUCGUUGUAAGUUGCCACUGCCAACGUGAGCGCGAAGCGUGUGACUUGUCAAUGUGCAGCGCCGCAGCAUUAAAGACUGAUGCCAAACCUCGG